AUGGAUGAGGAAAUCACUUUCGGACCAAGGGAUGCAGUUUCUCUAGCGUCCGGGAACCACGAGACCAUCGUGAUAGACAUUGUCACCAACAACUAUCGGGUGAAGAAGGUGUAUGUCAAUCAAGGGAGUGCGGUUGAUAUUAUGUUUUAUCGGGUGUUCAAGGAGCUCGCCUUGGAGGAUGGACAACUGACCCCAGUUCGGACACCUCUUGUGGGCUUCACCGGACCGCCUAUCAACCCGGAGGGAAUGAUCACCCUAAUGGUCACGGUAGGGCAGGUCCUCAAAUGCCGGACCAUCCCUGUCAAGGUGGUCAAGCAACAAUCCCCGUACAACGUGUUCCUGGGUCGGCCUGCUUUGAACGCCCUCCGAGCUAUUCCCUCCACACUCCACCUUAGCAUCAAGUUCCUCACUCCGGGAGGGGUAGCCGAGGUGCGCGGUGAUCCAGAGGUGGCCAGAGUUUGCUACUUGACCAUGCUUCGAGGACAGGAGAAGAUGGUGGCCCAGACGACCUGCUUGGAGCCAUACAUUCCAGGGGAGGAGGCCCGGCAGCUGGGCACCGAGGACGAGAUCGAGGAGUUUCCCUUGAGGGAAUACCGGCCCGUCCUGGUGAUCCGCAUCGGAGCGCUGCUGCCCCUGGAGGAGAAGGAGGGUUUGAAGGCCCUGUUAAGGGAAUACUCCCAAGUCUUUGCAUUGACGGUUGAGGACAUGCCCGAGAUUCCGACCGACCUGGCAGUCCACCACCUCAACGUGGAUCCUCGCUUUAAGCCGGUGAAGCAGAAGAAAAGGAGUUUCGCCCCGAAGAGAAACGAGGUGAUCAAGAAUGAGGUCGGCAAGCUGCUGGAGUCCAAGAUCAUCCUGGAGGUACAUUACCCGACCUGGUUGGCCAAUCCCGUCCUGGUGAAGAAUGAGGACCAGUCGUGGAGGAUGUGCGUGGAUUUCACAGAUCUCAACAAGGCCUGUUCAAAGGACUGUUUUCCCCUGCCAAGGAUCGACAGGUUAGUAGACUCUAUUGUGGGUUUUGACGUUUUGUGCUUUUUGGAUGCCUUCAAGGGAUACCACCAAAUAGAGAUGGCUGAGUAG
This is a messenger RNA of Coffea arabica (coffee), 1080 nucleotides long. RefSeq lists its product as uncharacterized. Lineage: Eukaryota; Viridiplantae; Streptophyta; Magnoliopsida; Gentianales; Rubiaceae. The record is from RefSeq and is a predicted model, not a curated record.